UUCAUUCAAUUAUUGACCAAUCAACAGCAUCAGAACAGAACAUCCAUGCCUUCAUAUGAGGCCAUUGCUACUCAUUAUCAUUGGGCAUUGUCACAGGUGUUUAGGAUGUCAUUCCAGGCGGCGAUUGUGCUGGAGGAUGACUUGGAUGUGUCACCUGACUUCUUUCAAUACUUUGAUGCAAUGUAUCCAUUGCUGCGGAACGAUCCUUCAUUAUAUUGUAUAAGUGCAUGGAAUGAUAAUGGUGUGCCGGAGUACAUGAACCCUGAUCAAGAGGCAUCGCGACGCACUUUCCAGCGAACAGACUUCUUCCCGGGUCUUGGCUGGAUGCUCACAAGGAACUUCUGGAAUGAGUUGGAGCCAGUGUGGCCAGCCAACAAUUGGGAUGACUUCCUUCGACAGCAGAGUGUUGUAAAGGGACGCCAUUGCAUACAGCCCGAGCUACCAAGAGUCAGAAACAUUGGAAUGAAUGGCACCAGUGCCACCGACAUCUAUGAACGAUUCCUCAAGAAGAUGGACUACAACAAUGUCACCAUGGACUACACUCAAGUCGACUUUACCUAUCUUGAAAGAGUAUGUUUGAAUGAUCAUCGAUUGAUUGAACGACUGACACCAAACCAUCAACGACAAAAGGACAAGUAUGUGGCGUACUUGAAGAAACAGGUUGACGCGGCCAAGUCGAUUGACUUGUAUGAGAUCGAUUCAUUCCAGUAUCGCAACCUUACUUUGAAGGCCACAUUCAAGAGUGAUGCAGACUUUAGGAUGUUCAAUCAUGUACAUGGACUGAUGGACGACCUCAGAGAGGGCAUGUCCAGGACAUCAUUCAGAAAGAUAGUCACCAUCUUUGUCGAUUCCAACAAAGUAUACUUAUUGCCCAAGGAUCAAGACUGGAGUGAUAUCAAAGUGAUU
Messenger RNA from Acytostelium subglobosum LB1, 906 nucleotides. RefSeq lists its product as hypothetical. The transcript has a single exon. The annotation marks the transcript as partial. Gene Ontology annotation, cellular component: Golgi apparatus. NCBI's taxonomy places the organism in Eukaryota, Evosea, Eumycetozoa, Acytosteliales, Acytosteliaceae. Gene Ontology annotation, molecular function: alpha-1,3-mannosylglycoprotein 2-beta-N-acetylglucosaminyltransferase activity. The record is from RefSeq and is a predicted model, not a curated record.